Salvia miltiorrhiza (redroot sage) is the source of this 1692-nucleotide messenger RNA. RefSeq names its product glycolate oxidase 1. Bases 432 to 1544 code for a protein of 370 amino acids. Gene Ontology annotation, molecular function: oxidoreductase activity; FMN binding. The record is from RefSeq and is a predicted model, not a curated record. NCBI's taxonomy places the organism in Eukaryota, Viridiplantae, Streptophyta, Magnoliopsida, Lamiales, Lamiaceae. The transcript is spliced from 12 exons. Gene Ontology annotation, cellular component: peroxisome.
UUUUUGCCCAUAGAGUUUGGUGGAUAAUGAAGAAAAGACUGUGAAACACACAAGAAGGGUGUGGCAGAGAGCAGCCCAUUUGCCCACUGAUCGGAUGCGGUUUUAAAUUCUAACCUCCAAAAGCUAAUCCUCAAUUUUGUGCCACUCCAUUCAUGACCACCACAUCCUUUGUCGUCUUCCUCUGUUUUCCCCAAAUCUUCUUGUUUUUUAGCAAUUAUUUGUCAAUAUUUUUCUUGGCUCACUGCCAUUCGAGUUUAUCUACUAUACUAGUACUAGUACUCCCUCUACGGCUACUCCUUUGCAUGCACUCUGCUCAUUUUUCUUGAGCCUUCAGGUCUCUCCCUCUCUCUCUCUCCCUCUCUCUUGUUGAUUGGUGUUUGUUGGAAGUAAAGAGAUCAAAGCAAGGGAUUUGUGAAAAAGGCAGUGCAGAGAUGGGUGAGAUCACAAACGUAAGCGAGUACCAGGCUAUUGCCAAGGAGAAAUUGCCGAAAAUGGCGUAUGACUAUUAUGCUUCGGGCGCAGAGGACCAAUGGACUCUUGCUGAGAACAGAAAUGCAUUUUCGAGGAUUCUGUUUAGGCCCCGGAUUCUGAUUGAUGUAAGCAAGAUCGACAUGACUACCACUGUGUUGGGCUUCAAGAUCUCUAUGCCAAUCAUGAUUGCCCCCACUGCUUUUCAGAAAAUGGCUCACCCUGAUGGUGAGUAUGCAACAGCUAGAGCUGCAUCAGCGGCUGGAACUAUCAUGACACUGUCGUCGUGGGCCACUUCCAGCGUUGAAGAAGUAGCCUCCACGGGACCUGGCAUUAGAUUCUUCCAGCUUUAUGUCUACAAGGACAGGAACGUCGUGGCUCAGCUUGUGAGGAGAGCUGAAAGGGCGGGUUUCAAGGCCAUUGCACUCACUGUGGACACCCCAAGAUUGGGACGCCGUGAAUCUGAUAUCAAGAACAGAUUUGUUUUGCCACCGGGCUUGACACUGAAAAACUUUGAGGGUUUGAACCUCGGGAAGAUGGAUCAAGCCAAUGACUCUGGUCUUGCUUCAUAUGUUGCUGGUCAAAUUGAUCGUACAUUGAGCUGGAAGGAUGUUAAGUGGCUGCAAUCAAUCACUUCAAUGCCAAUCUUGGUGAAGGGUGUGCUCACUGCAGAGGAUGCAAGGAUUGCUGUCCAGAGUGGAGCUGCUGGCAUCAUCGUCUCCAACCAUGGCGCUCGCCAGCUGGACUAUGUGCCCUCAACUAUCAUGGCUUUGGAGGAGGUGGUGAAAGGUGCACAAGGGCGGGUUCCGGUGUUCUUGGACGGAGGUGUCCGCCGUGGAACAGAUGUGUUCAAGGCAUUGGCACUAGGAGCCGCUGGCAUCUUUAUUGGGCGACCGGUGGUGUUCUCGUUGGCUGCGGACGGAGAGGCCGGCAUCAGGAAAGUGCUCCAGAUGCUGCGCGAUGAGUUUGAGCUGACGAUGGCGUUGAGUGGUUGCCGCUCGCUUAGUGAGAUCACGCGCAACCACAUUGUCACUGAGUGGGAUGCUCCUCGAGGCCUCCCGGCCCCUAGGUUAUAAGAGAUGCGUGCAUUAAAAAACAUAAACAUAAGAGAUCCAUGUGAAAAACCUAUAUAUUUUGUUUCAUGUUGUCAAAUAUUCUCAACUUCUUCAUUCUACUCAUUUGUCUUUACAUAAGCUUUUGAAUGAUGAUGGAACACUUAUAUUA